UAAGAUUUCUACCCAGUAUCAGGACUUGACGGUACUACUGACGAAGGACAGUUCCUAUCCGACCGUACUGAAGGAUGACGAAACUUCUGGUUAUUAUCGCGUUAUGGAUGACAGAGACCUACUGUCAGUCAACAUUUACUCCAGUGGCCACGGAGUUAUUCACCGGCACGGACCUCAACGGAGACAUGGAGAUUACCCGGACCGAGAUCGAAAGCAGCUUUACCAAGUAUGAUGAGAAUGGUGACGGGAGAGUAAGCCGAGUGGAGUACAUGGACUUUGUUGACCGAUACACUCCUCACCUUCACGCGCUCGGACAGGAACUGUACAAUGACUACGACAUCAAUAAAGACCACCACAUCGAUCUGAACGACUUCGAGGCUUACUUCACUAAACUCGACACCAGUGGAGAUGGCCGUGUGUCCAAGGACGAGUUUGUUUCAUACUGGGUCAAGGUUAUGGUUGCCACCUCCCACCUUCACGAAACCGUCGGUUAGACUGACCUGAGGACAUACAGCACCUAGUCCCGGAGAUUGUGUUUAUAUGAUUUUGAUAUUUAGAUUAAAAUAUGUAUUGUUCCUUG
Messenger RNA from Pecten maximus, 580 nucleotides. RefSeq names its product polcalcin Cup a 4-like. The transcript is spliced from 5 exons. NCBI's taxonomy places the organism in Eukaryota, Metazoa, Mollusca, Bivalvia, Pectinida, Pectinidae. Bases 75 to 494 code for a protein of 139 amino acids. Gene Ontology annotation, molecular function: calcium ion binding. The record is from RefSeq and is a predicted model, not a curated record.